AAGGGAUGAUUGGUCUUCGUUCGCGACGUCGACCGUUGGACCGCACAAUGACUGUUUCGAGAGCUGUGCAGGCGGAUAAAUGAUAGAGAUCGAAUUCGAUUGUUGCCGACAUUAAAAGAUUAAUAGCUGGCUCGCGCCUCAGUUGCUGGGCGAUCAGCUCUCCAGGGUUUCGACCUCGAUCCAAAUCUCCUCUCGGCGAUGGGGAUCGAUCUCUUCGACUCCUGCGAUCCGCGCGCCGACGACGUCGACCUCUCCAAGAUCGAGGUCGACCAGCAGUACGCCCGGCGAUUGGAGAACAAUAAGAAGCGGGAGGCCCUCCAGAGGUAUGAGGAGCUCAAGAAGCGUGGCCUCGCCGGCAACUCCGACGACUUCGACGAGGGCGAGUCCUAGUCAGAUGACGGCGACGACGAUCCCGUCGACUCCGGUAAGAGGGACCUCCAGUUCUUCAAUGCCCUCGUCAGGGAUCGAAAGAAGGACCCCAGUAUCCUCCAAAAAGAUGCACAAAUCUACUCAUCCGAUGAAGAGGCGGGGGAGGAGAAGCCCAAAGCUGCGAAAAAGGAGAGACCUUAGUAUCUGAAGGAUGUCAUGGCCCAGCAUUUGAUCGAAUAAGGACCGGAAUUCGAUGAGAAGCCACUAAAAGAUAACCGCAAGGUCGAGCAGGAGGAUGGUCUCAAGGCAUUCCUGGAGGCGGCGGAGAAAGAGGAAGCAGAAGCCGUGUCUGAGGAUGAUGGCGAUAUCAUUAAAGAGAAGGAGGCGGUUGUGAAGGAGGUUGAUGAGGACGCCGAUGAGCGUAGCAAGAAAUUGGAUGAUUACUUUGGGAAAGAUGAUGGAUUGAACGACGAUGAUUUGUUUCUGAAGAACUAUUUUCUCCAGAGGUCGUGAGCGAUGAAGGAUAAGGACGAAAAGCCGUCCUUUUAUGACAUUGAUGUUUCAGAGGACGAGGAUGAGCUGGACAAGCAGGAUAGGUAUGAGGUGGAAUACAAUUUCCGGCACGAGGAAGGGGAGGCAGACCGAGUUCUGGGUCACUCGAGGUUUAUUGAAGGGUCGGUGAGGAAGACGAGGAGCAGGAAGCUGGAGAGGAAGAGCAAGGAGGAGAGGAUGGCGCAGGCUGAGUUUGAGAGGAAGGAGGAGCUGAAGCACUUGAAGAAUC
This is a messenger RNA of Elaeis guineensis (African oil palm), 1150 nucleotides long. The record is from RefSeq and is a predicted model, not a curated record. Lineage: Eukaryota; Viridiplantae; Streptophyta; Magnoliopsida; Arecales; Arecaceae.